This is a messenger RNA of Aspergillus steynii IBT 23096, 3771 nucleotides long. Its product is annotated as acetyl-CoA synthetase-like protein. The record is from RefSeq and is a predicted model, not a curated record. The transcript has a single exon. The coding region runs from base 1 to 3771 and encodes 1256 amino acids. NCBI's taxonomy places the organism in Eukaryota, Fungi, Ascomycota, Eurotiomycetes, Eurotiales, Aspergillaceae.
AUGGCAAGCAUGGGAGAUUCCGUCUCCGACACCACUUCAAGCACCAUGGUCGCAGAAAAUGGCAUCUCCACUAAUUCCGACCGCUAUGAAUUAAGACUUGAAGCCCAAUCGCCAUCCACGAAGCAAGAGCACGAUGAAUCCCGGGCAUCGGAUUUCGAGGACCUCCCACUUCGUCUACCACCAUUACUAUACUCCAAUCGCAACGCCUCUGCAACUUCCGCAGGCUGUCAUAGGUUGACACGAGAGUUGGGAUCCUCAUUUGGAUCAAAUCUACAAGCCAUUGGGGCAGAAAAUGGUGUCUCACAUACCGCGACCUUCCUCACGGGCCUUGGCGUCAUGAUCAGUCGCAUCUUGGAGAUUGAUGCCGAGUUUUGUGUUACGGUUGAUGCAUCUGACAAGGGUCUCUGUCCGGUGAGGCUACACCCAAGCCCUACACAGAGUGUUCAAGAUGCGCUCAAAGACGCAGAGAAGGCGUUGAACAGAGCUUUACGCUAUUGGCCGGUUGGCCAAAACCGCAGUCAUGAACCUACGAUUGUACUUCGUCAUGAGAUUGUUGAUGCGCCUCAGGAGGGUCCUGGGGCUACGUUAUCCGGCAAAGAGGCAAACUAUGCGGGUGUGGAGAUCAGUGUUAGGAUUACAGAGUGUUCUCUUGAUGGCUCUAUAAUUGUUACAUUUGACGUCGCCAAGUUUCUGUACACCGAAAACGAUGCUCAAUUGUUGCUUGACUGUUUUCUACAUGUCAUGCAGGUGAUGCAGACCACUAUCUCGUGCCUUGUCAGCCAAUGCCCUUUAUACGAGAAAGACGAGGCCUGGAAACAUACAGAAGUGGGCAGAGGAUUAAAAAUGAAUCACGCAUGGCCACCGACACUUCUUCACAAGAUCGAUGAGAUUGUUGCCUCCCAACCAGGCGCUAUUGCAGUCGAAGACGACGCAGGCAACGCCUGGACCUACUCCCAGCUCUCCAACCGAGUACAAUCAUUAUCCCAAGCUCUCUUGAACGCCGGUGCCACCGCUGGCCAAACCGUCGCCGUAUUCUGCGAACCCGGUAUCGACUCCCUCUGCGCACUCCUGGCCAUUACGCGCCUCGCCGCUAUUUAUGUCCCACUGGAUCUGAACCACCCGAUGGAGCGUCUUUCUCUGAUUGUGGAUGACAGCAAGCCUUAUGCCAUUAUUAUGCAUGAACCCACCCACGAGAGAAUCGCGGGAUUACAGCACUCUGCCAACAUACUCGACAUGACCAACCUCCCCACCACGUCCGAGCCUGUCCCAAUCACCUGUACUUCCUCGGACGGUGCAUUCGUCCUCUACACCAGCGGCUCAACAGGCUGUCCAAAGGGCGUUCUACUCAGCUACGAGAACUUCCUAGGCCAGAUCGCCUCCUUCACGCGCGAGUAUGGGCUAAAGAGAGAGCGAGUACUCCAGCAAAGCUCUCUGGGUUUUGACGUAUCGCUGCACCAAACCUUUGUUGCUCUAACGACAGGCGGGACGCUGAUUAUCGCAACGAAUAUGAUUCGGCGCGAGCCGAGCCAGCUUGCAGAGCUGAUGCGGACGACUGCUGUGACCUUCACGCUGGGUGUGCCGUCUGAGUAUGCCGUGCUGCUGCGCUACGGAAGGUGCCAUUUACAACAAUGUCCCGGUUGGCGAUACGCUGUGUGCGGAGGCGAGCGGAUGACGGUGUCGCUGAAGCAGGCGUUUCGGGAGCUGGGAAGUGCAGGCCCGACGCUGGUUAGUUGUUAUGGUCCGACGGAGGUCUCGCUGGCUUCAUCGUACGGUGUGCUCUCGUACACAGACCGGUCUGCUGGGUCGGAAGACGAGAAUAGCCCUGUCGGAUCGACACUGCCUAACUAUGCUGUUUAUGUUCUGGAUAAAAACAUGAAUGCCGUUCCGACUGGGUUCCCGGGAGAGGUAUACGUCUCCGGCGUCGGUGUGGCGUUGGGAUACUUGAACAACGAGACUCGCACGAAGGAGCGAUUCCUUCCCGAUCCUUUCGAUGUCGAGGGAAAGAGUCGGAUGUAUCGAACGGGAGAUCGAGGGCGUCUUCUACCUGAUGGAUCGCUUGUUUUUCUGGGCCGCAUGGAAGGCGAUUUCCAGGUGAAGUUGCGCGGAAUACGCAUUGAACUGGACGAGGUUGCGAAUGCGAUUGUUUCGGCAUCGAAUGGCGUGCUUCGUCAAGCAGCUGUUAUACUGCGUGGCACGGAAAAUAAGUAUCUUCUUGCCUUCGUUACUUUUUCGGAGGGUUGGGCUGGGAAUAAGGAGGAUUAUCUAGCGGGACUUCUGCAGAGAUUGCCGUUUGCGCCGUCAAUGAGGCCUGCGCAGCUUCUUCCCCUGGAUAGGUUGCCUACUAAUGUUAAUGGCAAGUUGGAUCGACGAGCGCUGGAUACAUUGGUAAUUCGGGGUGCUCAACCGAAGAGCAACCAGCCUCUGAAGCAGAGUGGGAACGAUACCGAGAAUAGGCUGAAGGAGGCGUGGAAGGCAGUGCUGGGUGAAAACAACUCCUUAGGCGGAUUCGAGAUCAGAUCGGACUCGGAUUUCUUCCAAGUCGGAGGUAACUCGCUUCUCCUCGUGAAGCUACAGGCUGCUGUCGCCGAGACCUUUGGUGCUACGAUUCCGAUCCGCGAGCUGUUCCAGAUUAGCGUGUUAAAAACCAUGAGUGCACGACUGGCCUCUACCCAGACAGAGACGGAGGAAAUAGAAUGGGAUGAGGAAGUGAACAUGCAUCUACGACAUUUGAACACACCUCUUCCCUGCAUUUCGACUAACUCUCGACCGGCCCAGCACGGAUCCCAGGUCCUUCUAACAGGCACAACGGGCUUCUUGGGCAGAUACAUUCUCAGACGUUUGGUCGAUGACCCUGCCGUACACACCAUCCAUUGCCUUGCAGUCCGCCAGCAUAGCAUCUCAUCAAACGGUACAUUGGCAAGAAUAUCGUCUCCCAAGAUCAAACUCUGGCCGGGCGAUCUCUCCAAACCCUAUCUAGGCCUGAUGGGCUCCACAUUCACACGUCUCGCUCAAUCAAUCGACCUGAUCAUCCACAACGGGGCGGACGUUUCUUUCCUCAAGACAUACAGCAGUCUGCGUGCGCCCAAUGUCCAAUCAAGUGUUGAACUGGCUAGAAUGGCACUACUCAGAGGAAUCCCACUACAUUACGUCUCCUCCGGAGGGGUCAUGCGUCUUGCCUCUCCCAGUUCGUGCUCGACUCCAGACUCUGAAGCAAGCAGUCAUUCGGGCUACUUUUCAGGCUCGGAACCCAGUCUUGAAGGCCCCGCCGACAAGCAGCUUUUCUACCCCCCAACCAAUGGCUCAGACGGCUACAUCGCUAGUAAAUGGGCGAGCGAGCAGACUUUGGAACGAGGACGCGAGUUCGGUCUGCGGUGUUAUAUUCACAGGCCCACAACGCUUGUUGGCGAUGGCGUCCCGAGUACGGAUCUCCUGCAUAAUGUCCUGCGCUACUCUGGGCUUCUGAAAGCCGUGCCGCGGUUCAACAGUCUAGAUGGAGUUAUUGAUAUGGUUCCUGUUGAUGAGGUCGCUGGAGGUAUACUGCGAUGUGCUCGCGAGCAGGUGUCAGGGGGGAUUACGUGUCAUUCUGGAGCUCAGGUGCCUCUGUCAGACCUUGCUGGGUAUGUAUCCGAGACUAGCGUGCCGUUGAAGACGUUGGAAAUGGAAGAAUGGGUGCACCAAGCUACCAUUCUCGGUCUUGACUCUCAGAUGGCAUCGGUGCUGCUCAGCGAAGAGGGCAGGAAAGGUCACGGGUUGAUCAUUCCGCAGGCCUAA